AUGUCACACUCUACAUUUAAUCAUUUGGUAUCUCAUUUAAAAAAGACUGGUUACAAACCUAAUGAAGAUGGCUACGGUAUUCAUAAAGUUACGGAAGAAAUCCGCAAAUUUGUGAUUUCAGGCAUAAAUACCCCAUCAGGGAGAAGAAUCCUUUUCGGAUUUUCUGGUUCGGAAAACUUUGGUAACUGUACGACGUCUGGACAGUUAUCUCAGUGUCGGUCUCUUUUGUGUCUCAUGGAGUUACUGAAAAUAUUUGUUCGUGAUUCUGACCUUAAUGCAACCCUGUGUUCACUAGAAAUAGCCACAUUACUCACCCAACCAUUUCAAUCCAGGAUCAGCGUAAAUUUUGGCAAAUCACCAUGCAGAAACGUUGAUGGUUUAAGUGCUGAUAAUGCAGAUUGGUUUGCACAUCAACUCCUGGAUAUGAUUUAUUUUGCUCUGAGUGAUAGUAGAUUAGAUGUUCGGAUUGCUGGUACCAAGCUUUCUCUAGCAGUUGCAAGUUUGCCAUCUUGUGCUAUGAUAGUUGUUCGUGAAGUGGGAGGUCGAGUACUUACUCACUAUUCUGAAUACGAUACAAAAAAAUCUGAUCAUGAAGAGGAAUGCGCAUAUUUCAAGCUUUCUACCGACAGAAUACAUCGACUGCACCAAGAAUCUGUUGAUCUUGUUACCUCACUACUUUUAACGCUUCCUAGUUUGGAGUUCGACUUGACUAACGUUUGUAGACUGGUUGUUCUCCCAGGAUUAACUGACCUUAAGUUACUGGUACGUAUUGCAACAUUAGAUUGUGUAUCUGUGGUAGCCUAUCAUCUUGGUACUGAUAAUUUGGAUUGUUUACUAGCUGUUGUAUCCCAAGCAGAUAAUUUCUUAUUAAAAACUGCUGGGAAUUUUUUACAACAAUCGUAUUUAGAAAAAGAUAAUCAUCAAAAUUCAGAUUCAAAAUAUUCAACAUUAACAGAAGCUGUAAAAAAACGAUUGAUUAAAUGUCAGUUACCACAGUUGGAUUGUAAUUCACGUGUGAUACGAACAAAUAAUUAUAAUAAUGUGCCUGGUGCGUCGAUAUUAGUUAAUACACUGGGAUUAAGUUCAAACCAGAAUACAGAUUCACACUUGAAAUCACAUAUUUCCACUGACGAAGGUAUUACUACCAACACACCUAGAACGGUAUCUGUUGUUCAACCGUCAGAAUUUUCAACUUCUACAACUCAAUUGGAUAUAUUGUCAAAUCCGUCAAUAGCUGAGAAAGUGAAAUCUAACUAUCGUCGCCGACCUAGUGCUGGUUUAACACACAGACAAAAACAACUCCCAUGGGAUCCAAGGAUCAGUAUUGAUUUGUCUAAUUCAUAUCCGAGUAAAAAAUCAUCACGUUUAAUUCGUCGUAAUUCUAAUUGUAGUUUAUUCACUGUCAAUAAUUUUAAUAAUUUACCAAUUAAAAGCAAUCAUAUUUCUAAUCAUCUUGUAAACAGUAUUGAAAAUGAUAUGUUGACCGAUAAUAAUACUGGAUACAAUCCAUUAUCUUCCAAAAUUUAUGUGAAUAAUAAGUUCAACAAUGAUAAUAAUAGUAAUAGUGAUAUUGAUAACAUUGAACAUGUUAAUGAUGAUGAUUACGACGAUGAGGUGGAUCAUAAUCUCGAUGCGAAAUCAAGUAAAAUUCAUCGUACUACUGUUGUUGCCGUCAGUGCUAAACAUAAUCCUCAACACUUGCAACUAUGUGAAUCACAACGAAAACUUCAAGAUAAUUCUGACAAAACUAUUCAUAACUCUGUAAGUCUUAAUAAUAUCAAAUCAGAAUACAUUAAUCUAUCAUCUACGAAACGUUUCAAUGCUAAAUCACAAUUAUCAGAACUAUGUUCACAAAGUUUACCAGCUUCUGGUCGUAUAUCACCCACAUCAAAAAUUUUAUCUUCAGAUCUAUCCUCUAUAGAAAUAACCAAGGUCUAUCCUCUGCGUUCUUCCCUAUGUAUGGCUAAGUCUGGAUCAAACAAUGAAGAACUAAGCUCUUUCAACACACCGCGUCGUAAACCACGUUUAGCACCAAUUCGUCAGUCAGAUCACUCCAUACUUUGGGCAUCACAAAAUCAAAACUCCCAUCUAAAUUCCAUGUAUCAUUCUUCGUUGUUACCAACUCGAGCUACUCUAGUUCGUCAAAGUAAUAGGUCACGUCCAGCUCUUAAUCAAGUUUUUAUUAAUAUUAAUACAAAUACAGAAAAUUAUCUAGAAUGUAAUCGUUUUGGAUAUAAUAUAAUUACACCGAAUAAUUCUUUAAAUACUUAUCAUUCUACUUCAUGUAUAACACCUAGAGAAAGUGUGAAUAAAAAUAAUCGGAAUAUCCAAUCGGACAGAAUAGUUACAUCAUCAGUUGACAACUUGUAUUAUAAUAAUAUGAAUACAAUUAGUACAACUAGUAGAUCUAAUCAUACUGAGUAUGAUUCAUUUUAUUAUAGUCACAAUGAUGAUAAUAAAACAGUUGAAGAAGAAAUUUACGACGAGGAUUAUGAAUCCGAUGAAGAAUUUACAGAUGGUGAUGAUGUAGAUGAACGAAGUAGUAGUACAAUUAAUAAUGCAACAUUUUGGCGUUCAAAUCGAUCAACAAAACCUAAUUCAUUACCUGCCAGUGCAUUACCAUUAAAUCUGCACAAUAAUGAUUCAGCUUUACCAAAUUCACCAAGUUCUGAAAUUCCUGAAGUAUCUAGUAUACGUAGUGCUGCAUCUCAUAGACGUGCAAUGCGAUUAUUUGAAGAAGCUGAAAAACGUAAACAAAGUGAAAGUUAUAAUAAUCUACAAAUAUUGUCCACUUCAUCAACACCUCUAUCAUCGAUAAGAAUUACAAAAAUGCACAAUACUGAACUAUCAAGUAACAUAAAUAGAUUGAAUCCUGAUAUUCAUCUUGUAAAUUCAACUUUAUCCGGUCCUGUGUUAACACCAGCUGUUGUUCCCGCAACGUCAUCACAACGUUUCAUUCCUGGAAAACGUUCAGCUAAAAGUACUAAUGUUAAACAAAUCCCAUUAGCCAUCUCACAAUCAUGGUAUACAAAAGGCGCACACAUUUAUUACCUUACUACUACUACUACUACCACUACUACUACUACUACUACUACUACUACUGCUACUACUACUACUGCUGCUGCUGCUGCUGCUGCUGCUGCUGCUGCUGCUGCUGCUGCUGCUGCUGCUGCUGCUGCUGCUGCUGCUGCUGCUGCUGCUGCUGCUGCUGCUGCUGCUGCUGCUGCUGCUGCUGCUGCUGCUGCUGCUGCUGCUGCUGCUGCUGCUGCUGCUGCUGCUGCUGCUGCUGCUGCUGCUGCUGCUGCUGCUGCUGCUGCUGCUGCUGCUGCUGCUGCUGCUGCUGCUGCUGCUGCUGCUGCUGCUGCUGCUGCUGCUGCUGCUGCUGCUGCUGCUGCUGCUGCUGCUGCUGCUGCUGCUGCUGCUGCUGCUGCUGCUGCUGCUGCUGCUGCUGCUGCUGCUGCUGCUGCUGCUGCUGCUGCUGCUGCUGCUGCUGCUGCUGCUGCUGCUGCUGCUGCUGCUGCUGCUGCUGCUGCUGCUGCUGCUGCUGCUGCUGCUGCUGCUGCUGCUGCUGCUGCUGCUGCUGCUGCUGCUGCUGCUGCUGCUGCUGCUGCUGCUGCUGCUGCUGCUGCUGCUGCUGCUGCUGCUGCUGCUGCUGCUGCUGCUGCUGCUGCUGCUGCUGCUGCUGCUGCUGCUGCUGCUGCUGCUGCUGCUGCUGCUGCUGCUGCUGCUGCUGCUGCUGCUGCUGCUGCUGCUGCUGCUGCUGCUGCUGCUGCUGCUGCUGCUGCUGCUGCUGCUGCUGCUGCUGCUGCUGCUGCUGCUGCUGCUGCUGCUGCUGCUGCUGCUGCUGCUGCUGCUGCUGCUGCUGCUGCUGCUGCUGCUGCUGCUGCUGCUGCUGCUGCUGCUGCUGCUGCUGCUGCUGCUGCUGCUGCUGCUGCUGCUGCUGCUGCUGCUGCUGCUGCUGCUGCUGCUGCUGCUGCUGCUGCUGCUGCUGCUGCUGCUGCUGCUGCUGCUGCUGCUGCUGCUGCUGCUGCUGCUGCUGCUGCUGCUGCUGCUGCUGCUGCUGCUGCUGCUGCUGCUGCUGCUGCUGCUGCUGCUGCUGCUGCUGCUGCUGCUGCUGCUGCUGCUGCUGCUGCUGCUGCUGCUGCUGCUGCUGCUGCUGCUGCUGCUGCUGCUGCUGCUGCUGCUGCUGCUGCUGCUGCUGCUGCUGCUGCUGCUGCUGCUGCUGCUGCUGCUGCUGCUGCUGCUGCUGCUGCUGCUGCUGCUGCUGCUGCUGCUGCUGCUGCUGCUGCUGCUGCUGCUGCUGCUGCUGCUGCUGCUGCUGCUGCUGCUGCUGCUGCUGCUGCUGCUGCUGCUGCUGCUGCUGCUGCUGCUGCUGCUGCUGCUGCUGCUGCUGCUGCUGCUGCUGCUGCUGCUGCUGCUGCUGCUGCUGCUGCUGCUGCUGCUGCUGCUGCUGCUGCUGCUGCUGCUGCUGCUGCUGCUGCUGCUGCUGCUGCUGCUGCUGCUGCUGCUGCUGCUGCUGCUGCUGCUGCUGCUGCUGCUGCUGCUGCUGCUGCUGCUGCUGCUGCUGCUGCUGCUGCUGCUGCUGCUGCUGCUGCUGCUGCUGCUGCUGCUGCUGCUGCUGCUGCUGCUGCUGCUGCUGCUGCUGCUGCUGCUGCUGCUGCUGCUGCUGCUGCUGCUGCUGCUGCUGCUGCUGCUGCUGCUGCUGCUGCUGCUGCUGCUGCUGCUGCUGCUGCUGCUGCUGCUGCUGCUGCUGCUGCUGCUGCUGCUGCUGCUGCUGCUGCUGCUGCUGCUGCUGCUGCUGCUGCUGCUGCUGCUGCUGCUGCUGCUGCUGCUGCUGCUGCUGCUGCUGCUGCUGCUGCUGCUGCUGCUGCUGCUGCUGCUGCUGCUGCUGCUGCUGCUGCUGCUGCUGCUGCUGCUGCUGCUGCUGCUGCUGCUGCUGCUGCUGCUGCUGCUGCUGCUGCUGCUGCUGCUGCUGCUGCUGCUGCUGCUGCUGCUGCUGCUGCUGCUGCUGCUGCUGCUGCUGCUGCUGCUGCUGCUGCUGCUGCUGCUGCUGCUGCUGCUGCUGCUGCUGCUGCUGCUGCUGCUGCUGCUGCUGCUGCUGCUGCUGCUGCUGCUGCUGCUGCUGCUGCUGCUGCUGCUGCUGCUGCUGCUGCUGCUGCUGCUGCUGCUGCUGCUGCUGCUGCUGCUGCUGCUGCUGCUGCUGCUGCUGCUGCUGCUGCUGCUGCUGCUGCUGCUGCUGCUGCUGCUGCUGCUGCUGCUGCUGCUGCUGCUGCUGCUGCUGCUGCUGCUGCUGCUGCUGCUGCUGCUGCUGCUGCUGCUGCUGCUGCUGCUGCUGCUGCUGCUGCUGCUGCUGCUGCUGCUGCUGCUGCUGCUGCUGCUGCUGCUGCUGCUGCUGCUGCUGCUGCUGCUGCUGCUGCUGCUGCUGCUGCUGCUGCUGCUGCUGCUGCUGCUGCUGCUGCUGCUGCUGCUGCUGCUGCUGCUGCUGCUGCUGCUGCUGCUGCUGCUGCUGCUGCUGCUGCUGCUGCUGCUGCUGCUGCUGCUGCUGCUGCUGCUGCUGCUGCUGCUGCUGCUGCUGCUGCUGCUGCUGCUGCUGCUGCUGCUGCUGCUGCUGCUGCUGCUGCUGCUGCUGCUGCUGCUGCUGCUGCUGCUGCUGCUGCUGCUGCUGCUGCUGCUGCUGCUGCUGCUGCUGCUGCUGCUGCUGCUGCUGCUGCUGCUGCUGCUGCUGCUGCUGCUGCUGCUGCUGCUGCUGCUGCUGCUGCUGCUGCUGCUGCUGCUGCUGCUGCUGCUGCUGCUGCUGCUGCUGCUGCUGCUGCUGCUGCUGCUGCUGCUGCUGCUGCUGCUGCUGCUGCUGCUGCUGCUGCUGCUGCUGCUGCUGCUGCUGCUGCUGCUGCUGCUGCUGCUGCUGCUGCUGCUGCUGCUGCUGCUGCUGCUGCUGCUGCUGCUGCUGCUGCUGCUGCUGCUGCUGCUGCUGCUGCUGCUGCUGCUGCUGCUGCUGCUGCUGCUGCUGCUGCUGCUGCUGCUGCUGCUGCUGCUGCUGCUGCUGCUGCUGCUGCUGCUGCUGCUGCUGCUGCUGCUGCUGCUGCUGCUGCUGCUGCUGCUGCUGCUGCUGCUGCUGCUGCUGCUGCUGCUGCUGCUGCUGCUGCUGCUGCUGCUGCUGCUGCUGCUGCUGCUGCUGCUGCUGCUGCUGCUGCUGCUGCUGCUGCUGCUGCUGCUGCUGUUGCUGCUGCUGCUGUUGCUGCUGCUGCUGUUGCUGCUGCUGCUGCUGCUGCUGCUGCUGCUGCUGCUGCUGCUGUUGCUGCUGCUGCUGCUGCUGCUGCUGCUGCUGCUGCUGCUGCUGUUGCUGCUGCUGCUGUUGCUGCUGCUGCUGUUGCUGCUGCUGCUGUUGCUGCUGCUGCUGCUGCUGCUGCUGUUGCUGCUGCUGCUGUUGCUGCUGCUGCUGCUGCUGCUGCUGCUGUUGCUGCUGCUGCUGUUGCUGCUGCUGCUGCUGCUGCUGCUGCUGUUGCUGCUGCUGCUGUUGCUGCUGCUGCUGUUGCUGCUGCUGCUGUUGCUGCUGCUGCUGUUGCUGCUGCUGCUGUUGCUGCUGCUGCUGUUGCUGCUGCUGCUGUUGCUGCUGCUGCUGCUGCUGCUGCUGCUGCUGCUGCUGCUGCUGCUAUUGCUGCUGCUGCUGUUGCUGCUGCUGCUGUUGCUGCUGCUGCUGCUGCUGCUGCUGCUGCUGCUGCUGCUGCUGCUGCUGCUGCUGCUGUUGCUGCUGCUGCUGUUGCUGCUGCUGCUGUUGCUGCUGCUGCUGUUGCUGCUGCUGCUGUUGCUGCUGCUGCUGUUGCUGCUGCUGCUAUUGCUGCUGCUGCUGUUGCUGCUGCUGCUGUUGCUGCUGCUGCUGUUGCUGCUGCUGCUGUUGCUGCUGCUGCUGUUGCUGCUGCUGCUGUUGCUGCUGCUGCUGUUGCUGCUGCUGCUGCUGCUGCUGCUGCUGUUGCUGCUGCUGCUGCUGCUGCUGCUGCUGCUUUGCUGCUGCUGCUGCUGCUGCUAAGUCCGAAUAGAUCUUCUGACGUAGUAAACGAUGCUGAUCGAUUACCUAAUAACAGUGGUACUGAUGAUAAUAGUUCACCUAAAACUCCUAGAAACUUUGGAUCUGAUAAGAAGCAAAUACAAUCACAACAACAAUUCACAAAACAUUCACAAGUUGUAACAACUGUUUCGUCUAAAUAUAAUCCUUAUGUCGGUGCAUCAUUUCGUGAGAAUCGGGAUUAUAUUGGUGUAGUUAUUGGACGAGCUGCUGUUACUCCUUCACCUAUUACAACGAUUGAUAUGCAUCAACAUUAUCAAAGUAUUGAACGAAGACCGUUGAAAGGUCAACACAAUAUUCAAUCUAGUAUAGGGAAUACAGGAAAUGCAAUUAAUCCUUUAAUGUCUACCGAAUUAUCUACAACAUCAUCAUCUAUAUCAUCAACGUCGACAGCAACAACAACAACAACAGUACCAGCUCCAUUAUCCACUUCUUUCAAUAUUGUUGGUCGAGGUUUAUUUGAGCAACCAGUGUUAGUAACAAGUGGGAAAUCAAACACUAUACUCUCAUCAUCACAAUCAUUAAAUAAAUUGUCAAUAAAUGCAAAUAUCAAUCCUAGUGGAAGACAAACACCAGCGAAUUCUAAACAUAAUGAACAUAAUCAACUAGAACAUGGUAUUCAUCAUUUAUCUAAAGAUAAUGAACUUGAAGGUUCCAAUAUCCUACUUGGUAUCGGUUUAAAUGAUACAUCAUAUGCUACAUCUGCUAAUUCCACUCCAAAUGUAUGUGAUAUUGAUUCGAAAGGAGGAACACAUGAGGCGUGUGUAUCGCAUAGUUUUCGACAAAGAAUAUUACAGAAGAAAUCGAAAAAAUUACAAAAACUUCGUGAUAAUUCUACACUGUCGAAACAAGCAUCAAAUACCUCUUUAUCUAGUUUACAACCAUCAGAGAAUAAUUUGAACCAAGUAAAUUCUGAAACAAUUGAUAAUACUACUUUAAAUUUAGACAAUGAUAAAUCCUUCCCAAUUCUGGAUUCUAGUGAACAUCCUCCAAGUCAUUCAACAUGGCCACCUCCAUCAUCUAACAAUACUCGUAUGAAUUAUCCUUUAAAACCAGAAGAAUCUUCGCCUAAAUUAAAAUCAGGUCAUACACCUAGUGGUGUAUCUUUGUUACCUCCAACUAGACGUCGUCUACCAGCUGAAAAUUCCUUAUCAAAAGGUUCACGUUCUACUAGUCAAAAUUCUGUUAAUAAUACUGUUAUUAAUCAUUCUGAAUAUUCAAAUGUAGAUUCAAACGAAUCAAUGAGUUCGAAUCUCCAUUGUACAGAUAAUCCAAUAACCAGUAACGAUACAUCGUUGAAAUUAAGCGAUUAUGAUAAAAAUCCUCUACCAGAUAAACCACAGCUUAAUAAAGUUCGUUCAGUAGUUAGUCUUUCUGGAACUCCACCAACAUUACCUAGUGCUUUAAAUUUAAUUAAUUCAAACGAUUGGGAAGAUAAAGUGACUGGAUUAGAACUAUUGGCACAAAUUGUUACAGAACAGUCAGUACAUUUAGUACAAACUACACAAACUGGUUCUGCUUCAGCUGGUUCUUCUAGACAGCCUGCUACAAAUUUAUCCAGUUCAGCGCCAACAUUGAUACUUACUGCCGAAACACUAAGUCAAGCUGUACAAGCUGUAAUAACUGAAUGCAGAAAUCUACGUUCUCAAGUUUCACGUCAAGCUGUACAAACUAUGGGUAGUUUAUUUCAGGGUUUAAAUAGAGCAAUGGAUCCACAUGUCGAUGUAUGUAUACGAGUAUUGUUAAGUAAAACUGGUGAAGCGGCUGCUGCUUUCUUACGCGAUGAAGUUUCUGUAAUUAUGGAUGAAGUUAUUCAACAUGCUAGUCCAUCGCGUACACUACAAGCCUUGAUUCAACAUGGCAUAGGUCAUAAAAAUCCAGCUGUUCGAUUGCAGACAGCAUUACUUGUCUCUCGUAUCGUUGAAAACUUAUGUAAUCAUGGACGUAUGAAUUUAUCGAAUCGUAACAAUAUUAAUCGUGGAUCUGGUGGCAGUAAUAAUAAUAAUAAUCCUACUGUUGGUCGUUUAUCAUCAUGGGGUUCAACAGGAAACUUGAAUUCUGUUUCUUCAGCUAAUUUAUCUUCAUCGAAUUCAGUUUUUCUAGGUGGAUUUAUGGAACGUUUAGUUAGUGCACUUAGUCAAUUUCUCACUGAUGGAAAUCAAGAAACACGAUAUUAUGGACGUCGUUUAUUAAGUACAUUGAUGCAACAUCCUGAUUUUGAAAGAACUGCUCAACGACAGUUAACUGGUCAGCCUCUUCGAGCUGUAAAAGAGGCGAUUGAUCAAAUUCAUCAAAAAGGCGUUGGAGAUUUGCCUUCUUCAAUGUCAUCUUCAGCUGGUUCUCGCCGUAGGGGGUUUUCACCAGCGACAAGAUCUCGUGGACCCAGUGCUGGUGGUCUUGGUUCCAAAGCCUAA
Schistosoma haematobium is the source of this 9474-nucleotide messenger RNA. RefSeq lists its product as uncharacterized. Gene Ontology annotation, biological process: microtubule cytoskeleton organization. Gene Ontology annotation, cellular component: cytoplasmic microtubule. The record is from RefSeq and is a predicted model, not a curated record. Lineage: Eukaryota; Metazoa; Platyhelminthes; Trematoda; Strigeidida; Schistosomatidae. The coding region runs from base 1 to 9474 and encodes 3157 amino acids. Gene Ontology annotation, molecular function: microtubule binding. The transcript is spliced from 20 exons.